Molecule: messenger RNA, 1424 nt
Organism: Danaus plexippus (monarch butterfly)
Lineage: Eukaryota; Metazoa; Arthropoda; Insecta; Lepidoptera; Nymphalidae
Product: 3-ketoacyl-CoA thiolase, mitochondrial-like
Exons: 8
Coding region: 136-1338 (400 amino acids)
Biological process (GO): fatty acid beta-oxidation
Molecular function (GO): acetyl-CoA C-acetyltransferase activity
Source: RefSeq, a predicted model, not a curated record
CUACUAAGCGGUAAAACUAAGAAGUAAGAAUUCAGCAGUCAACUGACAGUCAUUUGCGAAGUAUACUUGUGUGAGAGUAGACGUGUUUUUUGUUGUUGCGUUUCUCAGUGACAAUUUAUACAUUGAUAAACUAUCAUGGCCGUGGCAUUAAAUAAAGGUAUAUUCAUAGUGGCAGCCAAAAGAACGCCGUUCGGUAAAAUGGGCGGCGUGUUGAAGGACGUGCGACCAGCAGACUUGCUGGCUGGAGUCGCCAAAGACGCCUUCAAGGCCGGCAAUGUGUCCCCAGCAGCGAUCGACACGGUCAACAUCGGUAUCGUCAACGUGCUAUCGGGUAGUCCUGAUGGUGGUCUAUCCCCUCGUCACGCGGCCCUCAAGGCCGGAGUCCCACAGGAGAAACCAGCUCUGGGUGUUAACCGACUGUGCGGAUCAGGGUUCCAGGCCGUUAUAAACAGCGCUCAGGACAUUAUCACAGGAUCGGCUAAUGUCUCCUUAGCUGGUGGUACAGAAAAUAUGUCUUCCGUACCGUUUUUGGUAAGAAACGUCCGACACGGAGUCCCUUUGGGCUCGAACAUAGAAUUUGAAGACACAUUGUUCAGACAAUCGUUAGACACCUACUGCAACCACACGAUGCCUCAGACUGCGGAAAACUUAGCUGAUCAAUACAAUUUGACCAGGACGGAAGUUGAUGAAUUUUCAUUUCAAUCUCAGCGGAAGUGGAAAGCCGCACAGGACAGCGGUGUGUUCAAGUCAGAGCUCUCACCCGUCACUGUGAGGGUGAAGAAGCAGGAGGUGACAGUGGAGGUGGACGAGCACCCUCGCCCCGACACCAGCCUGGAAGCCCUUCAUAAGUUACCCGUGUUGUUCAGGAAAGGUGGACUGGUGACUGCUGGCAACUCCUCGGGUGUCAACGACGGAGCGGGCGCUCUCAUCCUGGCGAGUGAAGAAGGUCUGAAGAAUAACAACUUGAAACCUUUGGUCCGUGUGCUCGGCUGGUCGUGUGUGGGUGUGGACCCCAGUGUGAUGGGCAUCGGACCAGUUCCAGCUAUACAGAACCUCCUGAAGGUCGCCAACCUGACCUUGAAGGAUAUAGAUCUCGUUGAGAUAAACGAGGCGUUCGCCGCCCAGACUCUGUCCUGUGCGAAAGCUUUGAAGCUCGACAUGGAGAAGCUGAACGUGAACGGAGGAGCCAUCGCUAUAGGACACCCGCUGGCGGCCUCCGGGGCGAGGAUCACGGCACACCUCGCACAUGAACUGAGACGAAGGGGACUCAAACGAGGCAUCGGCUCCGCCUGCAUCGGAGGUGGACAAGGGAUCGCGCUGCUGUUAGAAGUUGUAUAGAACAUCAAUUCAUAUCUUUUUAACCGCAUAUAUAAAGUAUUUUUAUGUUGUUAUUUAAAUAUAUUUUAUUAAACUGUUCAUAACUA